Molecule: messenger RNA, 2334 nt
Organism: Encephalitozoon romaleae SJ-2008
Lineage: Eukaryota; Fungi; Microsporidia; Unikaryonidae
Product: GTP-binding protein
Exons: 1
Coding region: 1-2334 (777 amino acids)
Biological process (GO): endonucleolytic cleavage of tricistronic rRNA transcript (SSU-rRNA, 5.8S rRNA, LSU-rRNA); ribosome biogenesis; maturation of SSU-rRNA from tricistronic rRNA transcript (SSU-rRNA, 5.8S rRNA, LSU-rRNA)
Cellular component (GO): nucleus; 90S preribosome
Molecular function (GO): GTP binding; U3 snoRNA binding; GTPase activity
Source: RefSeq, a predicted model, not a curated record
AUGAAUGAGAAGACAGACACUAAGAAGCCAAGAAGGGUGACUGACGGACAGCUACGGCAUGAGGAGAAGAUAGCAAGGGUUCCAAUAGAGAACAUGUUCUACAAAGACCUCCCCCCUGCGUUUGUGUCAAUAGUAGGGCCACCUUCAAGCGGGAAAACGACAUUAAUGAGAUCUAUAGUGAAGUACUUUACUCAUCAACUGAUAGAUAAUCCCCGGGGCCCCGUGACACUGUCUCCAUCAAAAUCCAAGAGGAUCACUCUAUUUGAAUCAAGGGUUGACAUCCAUCAGUUUGUCGACGUGUCGAAAGUGUCUGACCUAGUCAUUCUCACCAUCAAUGCAGGAUCUGGGUUGGAGAUGGAAACAUUUGAGUUUCUCACUCUACUGAUAUCUCACGGGCUUUCCAAGAUUCUGUGUAUUGUGACCAAUGUAGAUAGCUGCAAGAACCAGAAACAUUUAAAGUCGAUAAAGAAGAGAAUAUGGGAGGAGAUAUGCCCUGGAAUCAAGUUCUUUUAUGUUGGAAAGGUUGAGGACGGAAGAUACGGGGAUUCUGAUCUGCUUAAGCUUUGCAGGUCGAUUGGAGUCAUGAAAUAUAGGCCUAUUGAAUGGAAGUGCAUGCAUCCACAUAUCAUUGUGGACAGAGUUGAUGAGACAUUUGUCUAUGGGUAUGUAAGGGGAGGGUUGAUGAGGAAAGACAUGGAGGUCCAUAUUCCUGGGGUUGGGGAUAGUAAGAUAGCUGACAUUGAAGUCCUAAUGGACCCAGUUCCUACCCAUGGUGAAAGCAAACUCUCACAAAGGUCGAAGGUUCUAUACUCUCCGAUGUCAGGGGUUAAUGAGGGAAAGAAAAGAGAAGCUGAAGAUAAGAAGGGAAUGAGGAUUGAAGUUGAACAGGACAUGGAAAUCAGGGUUUUCAAGGGAGGAAAGAGUAUUGACGAGGAGUCCGAUGCUGAUGUAUCUUCGGAGAGCUCGAACAGAGAGGAUUCUGAAGAAGAAAAGGAAGAAGAGGAGGCGGAAGAGGAAGAUGAAUCAAGUCUUGGAUUUGAAGAGCUGAAGAAGAUGACAUCUGACAGGUUCCAAAAGGAAGCAGUUACUGAAGAGGAGCUUAUUGAGAAAUUCAACAAAGGAUAUGAAGAGAAAGAGAAAGAAAGCAGCAACAUCCUACUCAGAGAAAAAAGAAGGUUGGAAGAAGAAAUAAAAAGGAACGAAGAGAUGAUGGUUCCUGGGGUUAUUAUUCCUGGGAAGUAUGUUAAGAUUAGGUUGUCUAAUCAUGUUCCUCAGACAGUUGAUUUCAGCAAUGUCAUUAUUCUCGGGAGCUUUCUUGUAGCUGAGAAGGAAAUGAAUAUUAUUCAAGGGAAGGUCAAGAGAUACAAAUGGUACAAGAAGAUUCUGAAAACAAAUGAGCCUGUAAUCUUUUCUGUUGGAUGGAGGAGGUUCCAGAGUGUUCCAAUAUUUAGCAUGAAAGAUGCAACUAGGAACAGAGUUAUAAAGUACACACCCGAGUCUAUGCAUUGCAACGUCUCUUUUUAUGGGCCUGUUGUGCCUGCAGGAACUGGGUUUUCUGUGUACAGUGAAAAGGGAGACUUUAAGGUUCUGGGGCUGGGAACAAUAACAGAUGUUAAUGGAGAUGCAAAGCUUGUCAAGAAGCUGAAGUUGGUUGGAUAUCCCAAAGAAAUCAGACAAAAUACAGUAUUUGUUCAAGACAUGUUUACUUCUGACCUUGAGGUGCUAAAGUUCCAGGGAGCAUCACUUAAGGCUGUGAGCGGACUCAGAGGACAGGUUAAAGCGCCUCAUGGAAAGAACGGGGUUUACAGAGCUACUUUUGAGGGGAACAUGCUGAUGAGCGAUAUAAUAACAUUGAGAUGUUUUGUUCCUGUAGAGGCAUAUAAAAUCUUUAUUCCUGUAAACAACCUGGUAAAUGAAUGGAGGGGACUUCGAAGGCUACAUGAGAUAAGAGAAGCCUUAGGGAUUACCCAUAACUACGGCCAGGAGGAAUCUUCUCCCAACGAGGAGGAAGAAUGCGAUGACACUGAUGAGGAUUACAGCCUUCCGCAAGAAAUAGAAAACGAGCUUCCUUUCGACAAGAGGAGGAUCUCUGUUGUUAGUGAGAAGAUCGAGUUACCGAUUCCUCCUGACUACAAAGAGAAACAUGAGAUGAAGAAUAACAUUAUGAAAGAAAGGAUAAAAAAGGAUCGGGAAGAGGAAGAAAACAUACAGAGACUCCGCCGAAUGAAGGAGGAGAAUUUACGAAAGAAAGAAAAAGAAAGAGAGGAGAGGAUCAAAAAGACUAUACAUGAUAAUUACAAGCAUAUGAUGAAGAAGAGACAUAAGAAAAGGUGA